Messenger RNA from Caenorhabditis bovis, 681 nucleotides. Lineage: Eukaryota; Metazoa; Nematoda; Chromadorea; Rhabditida; Rhabditidae. The record is from the annotation of a GenBank genome assembly.
AUGGCAGUUCGCGUCUAUUUCGUCAUCUGUCUCGUUUCACGACAAUGUGUCAUCAAUCAUGAUGCCAUGAAAGGACAGGUUGAUAUGGGAUUCCCAUUGAUGACGGCCCUUGAGCUUCUGUUCUUUGUUGGAUGGAUGAAGGUCGCCGAGGCUCUUCUGAAUCCGUUAGGUGAGGAUGACGAUGAUAUUGAAUGCAAUUGGCUUAUUGAUAAGAAUAUCGCACAUCAUAAUACGACCCCUCGUCUACGAUUAGACAUCUUCGCCGAUCCGGCAUUCAAGCCAGUGUACUCGGAAGACAGUGCUUGGGACGCGCCUAUCAAUCAGGGCGGCUCUGCAGCGAACGUCGAGCUUGCACCCUCUCAUGAAAAGGUGAAAAUGGUGGCAGUGGAUACUGUAAGUGAUGAAGCUCGGAAAACGUCUGAAACCGCUGCGACACUUCGUCGAAAGCUGACAACUGCGUUCAGCUUUCGAUCGAGAUCCAAUUCGAUCCAGCCGAUUCCAUUGGAUAGAAGUAAGAAGAUAUCGGAUGUCUCCGUGGAUUCGAAUGGAUCCAAGAAUCUUAAUGGGUUAUCGAUGACCUCAGAUCAUCCCUUCCAUCUAGCACCUCUCGAUGAAGAAAGCGAUUCAAUAAAAUGUGAAGAAGGGAGGAAUUCAAUAAAAGACGACAAAAAUGUGGGAUAG